This is a messenger RNA of Entrophospora sp. SA101, 888 nucleotides long. Lineage: Eukaryota; Fungi; Glomeromycota; Glomeromycetes; Entrophosporales; Entrophosporaceae. The record is from the annotation of a GenBank genome assembly.
AUGUCACAAGAUUAUAAUGCCAGUGGACAAUUUCUUGAGGAAACCUCGAGUAUUGAAUAUAGUAUAAACAUAAUUCAAAAGAAUAUUGAACGUAUUCAAAUGUUGCAAACACAUAUUCUAGUGAGUACUUCAAUACAGCAGGAGGAUAGUAGCAAUAAAGAACGUGAAGAGCUUAUAUUAAAUACCAAAAAUAUACUUUUUGAAAUUAAGAAUCGUAUCAAAAAAAUUGAAUAUGAAAAUGUUAAAUUACCAAAAAAUGAUCCAAAUGUCAGUCUUAGGAAACAAAGAUAUGAAUAUCUCAAAGAGAAAUUCACCAAUGUACUUGAAGAAUAUCGUGGUGUUGAAGAUAUUUACAUGAGACAACAGAAAGAAAGGACAGCACGUCAAUAUAGAGUUGUAAAUCCGGAAGCAACUCAAAGUGAAAUUGACAAUUAUUUGAGUGAUCCAUCAAGUCAACCCCUUUUUCAACAAGCUUUGAUUCAUACAGGCGAAGCUCAUGCAGCAUUUGCCGAAGUUCAAAAACGUCAUAAUGAUAUAAAACAGAUUGAAAAAACAAUCGAGGAAUUAGCAAAUUUAUUUCGUGAAAUGCACUUACAAGUUGAAGAACAAGAUUCUGUACUUGUAAGUGUUGAAGAAUCUGUUGAAGAAACCUUGAUUAACACUAAACAAAGUUUUAUUGAAAAGGCAAAUGAGAGUGCAGUUCAAGCAAGAAAAAAGAAGUGGAUUUGCUUAGGAAUUACAUUUGUUCUUCUUGUUAUUAUGAUAAUAGUUAUAAUAAUACAAUUUGGUUCUAAAGAAGCUAUAAAGUCAUCUCCAACUCAUGUCACUGCUGUAGCAGAAACUUCUUCUGCAUUACUUGGAUUAACACCAGCUCCUUCAAACACUUAG